This is a messenger RNA of Lotus japonicus, 1541 nucleotides long. Its product is annotated as wax ester synthase/diacylglycerol acyltransferase 11-like. The record is from RefSeq and is a predicted model, not a curated record. Gene Ontology annotation, cellular component: plasma membrane. Gene Ontology annotation, molecular function: long-chain-alcohol O-fatty-acyltransferase activity; diacylglycerol O-acyltransferase activity. The transcript is spliced from 7 exons. Lineage: Eukaryota; Viridiplantae; Streptophyta; Magnoliopsida; Fabales; Fabaceae. Gene Ontology annotation, biological process: triglyceride biosynthetic process. Bases 23 to 1471 code for a protein of 482 amino acids.
UAUACACACUUGAAAAGCAAACAUGGAAUCACUGAGAGAUGGUGAACCACCACUGAGCCCAGUGGCGCGUCUGUUCCAAGUGCCAUCCUUAACAGUUUAUGUGGUUGCCAUAAUGGGUUGCAAAACAAGCAUAAAUCCUCAAGUUAUUAAAGAAGGUUUCCGUCAAGUUCCGAUUGCGCAUCCUAGGUUCACCAGCAAGCUGGUACAAAAGGGAGGGAAAAUUAGAUGGACCCCAACAAAAAUUGACUUAGAUGACCAUAUCAUAGUUCCUGAAAUAGACUCUAAUAUAGAAUUUCCAGAUAGAUUUGUUGAAGACUACAUCUCCAAUCUCACCCAAACUACAUUGGACCUAUCCAAGCCACUUUGGGAACUUCACAUUCUCAACAUUAAAACCUCAGAUGCAGAAGCAGUUGCCUUUUUUCGGAUCCAUCAUUCACUUGGGGAUGGUAUCUCUCUUGUAUCACUCCUCCUUUCUGCUACACGAAAAACCUCUGACCCUGAAGCUUUACCAACAGUGCCAUCACUGAAGAGAGAGAGCACUAGCUCGUACCAUUGUUCCAACACAUUCUGUCGGGUCUUCGUAGCUAUUUGGUGGUGGUUGGGCCUGAUUUGGCACACUAUGGUGGAUACGGUGCUUCUUCUUUUGACCAUUUUGUUCAUUAAGGACACUCAUACCCCUCUGAAAAGCCCACAUAGGACUCAACUUAAAGCAAAGCGGUUCGUGCACUACACAAUUAAUAUGGAUGACAUCAAGCUCGUGAAGAAUGAAAUGAAAACGACCAUUAAUGACGUUUUGUUGGGGGCAACACAAGCUGGUCUGACUCGCUACUUGAGUCGCGAAUAUGGUAUGGAUGCUGAUAGUGGUGCUACAAAACAAAGAAUAAGUCAUGUCUUUAAGAACAUUCGCCUUAGGGCAGGAAUUGCCAUGAAUAUUAGACGUGUACCAGGAAUCCAGAAUAUGUCAGAUAUGUUGGCUAAGAAAUCAAAAGCUAGAUGGGGUAAUGUGGUUGGACUUGUAACCUUCCCUUUUUCCAUCGCUUUACAUGAGGAUCCAUUAGAAUAUGUUCGUCAUGCUAAGGCCAAAAUGGACAGGAAAAAACACUCUUUGGAAGCUAAUGUAUCUUAUUUUUGUACAAACUUGGCGUUGAAUCUAUUUGGAAUGAAGGUCGCUGAAGCCAUAUCUCUAAGAUAUAUGUUCAAUACAACUUUGGUCUUCUCUAACGUGCCUGGUCCGAUGGAAGAAAUUAGCUUCUAUGGCCAUCCUAUAGCAUACAUUGCUCCUGGUGUAUAUGGACAACCCCAUGCACUCACGUUCCAUCUUCUUAGCUAUGCUAACCAGAUGACCAUUUCUCUAUCAGUGGAUCCAACUAUCAUUUCAAAUCCAUACCUCUUAUGUGAUGAUUUAAAAGAAUCAUUCAAACUCAUUCGUGAUGCUGUGCAAAGAAAGAUCAAUAUUGAAAAUAUAAUUUGACGACUAUAGAUAAUUAUAUAUGUACGGAUUUAAAGUAAUAAAUUUGAUAUUUCUCAAAUCACCAUACUAA